Closterium sp. Naga37s-1 is the source of this 1395-nucleotide messenger RNA. The record is from the annotation of a GenBank genome assembly. NCBI's taxonomy places the organism in Eukaryota, Viridiplantae, Streptophyta, Zygnematophyceae, Desmidiales, Closteriaceae.
AUGUUAGCUGUAGUACAGGCGUGUCGACAUUCUAGAACCCUGCAGAUAGAAGAGAGCCCACGCUGUAGGGUCCCCUCGAAACGCGCACCGGGCGGGGACCAGAGCGCUCACCGGGCGAAGGAACGGACCGCGCACCGGUCGAGGGUAUGGUUGCGCGCACCUCGCGACGCUCAGCACGCGCAACCGGCGACGAGCAGCGUGCGCACUGGGCGACGAGCAGCGCCCGCUCUGGGCGACGCGCAGCCCUGCUUCCCCUCCUUUCCCCCCCUGCUUCCCCUCCUUUCCCCCCUUGCGUCCCCUCCUUUCCCCCCUUGCUUCCCCCCCUUUCCCCCCUUGCUUCCCCCCCUUCCCCCCUUGCUUCCCCUCCUUUCCGCCCCUGAUUCCCCUCCUUUUCCCCCUUGCUUCCCCUCCUUUCGCCCCCUGCUUCCCCUCCUUUCGCCCCCUGCUUCCCCUCCUUUCCCCCCUGCUUCCCCUCCUCUUCCCCCUUGCUUCCCCUCCUUUCCCCCCCUGCUUCCCCUCCUUUCCCCCCUGUUUCCCCUCCUUUUCCCCCUUGCUUCCCCUCCUUUCCCCCCCUGCUUCCCCUCCUCUCCCCCCCUGCUUCCCCUCCUUUCCCCCCCCUGUUUCCCCUCCUUUCUCCCCUUGCUUCCCCUCCUUUCCCCCCCUGCUUCCCCUCCUCCGCCUGCUUCCCCUCCUUUCUCCCCCUCCUUUCCCUCAUCUUCUCCCGCUGCUUGCCCCCUUCCCUCUACUCCCUCACCCUUGUUCCCUCCCUCGUCCAAUCUCCUCCCUUGCUCACUUCCUCUUUUCCGCACUUCCCCCCUUCCUCCCUGUCUCGCCUUUCCUCCCUUGCUUCCCCUCAUUUUCCCCCUUUCUUCUCCUCAUUUCCCUCCCUGCUUCUCCUCAUUUCCCUCCCUGCUUCUCCUCAUUUCCCUCCCUGCUUCUCCUCAUUUCCCUCCCUGCUUCUCCUCAUUUCCCUCCCUGCUUCUCCUCAUUUCCCUCCCUGCUUCUUCUCAUUUCCCUCCCUGCUUCUCCUCAAUUCGAGUCCCUGCUUUCCCUGUUUGUACAUGCUUCCCCUCAUUUCCCCCCCUGCUUCCACUCAUAUCCACCCCUGCUUCCCCUCAUUUCCCCCCCUGCAUCUCCUCCUUUCCCUCACCCCCCCUCUUCCUAUCCCCAUUCCCUCUCACAUCGUCCUAUCUCCCUCUUCCCUAUCUCCUCCUAUCUCCUCUGUUUGACAUUUUUCUUGUCCCCCCUCCCCAUCCCUCGUAUUCCCUCCCUCCCCCUGGCUAUUGCAGUGACUACACUGAAGAUUUUUCUGGUACUGCAACUCGUCUCAGCCCAUCAUCGCAUGCCAUGCUCGUAGCAAAACCAGUUUCCCUCAUGAUUUUUUUAAGGCCUUGA